Molecule: messenger RNA, 5788 nt
Organism: Aedes albopictus (Asian tiger mosquito)
Lineage: Eukaryota; Metazoa; Arthropoda; Insecta; Diptera; Culicidae
Product: zwei Ig domain protein zig-8
Exons: 9
Coding region: 3800-5308 (502 amino acids)
Biological process (GO): synapse organization
Cellular component (GO): neuron projection membrane
Source: RefSeq, a predicted model, not a curated record
GUGGCCCUAACAGUUCGAUUUCGGCAGCCGUCGCGUGAGCGUUGAUCGAUGGAUGCAGUUUAGUCCGUUAUCAGAUGGUAUAGUGGGAGGCAUUGGAAAUGUACUAGUAGAUCUGCCGGAGUUAUUACAGCGCUGAUUUCUGGUGGUGAUAAGUGAAUGUGUACAAUUUGGGUCGUUAUUUUUGGUGAAUCGAUUGUGCUCGGUUGAGUGAUAAUUUAUGGGAUGAAUAAUAAUCGUGGCAGUAGAUAAAACCGACAUACAGUAUUGAGAAGCAGUGACGGUGCCCGGAGUCCAAGCCGGACCGAAGAUAUCUCGAAAAGUGAUUCAAUUACGCUGCUAAUGCCUUCGAAUAAAUUACAAUAAAUUUGUCGCUCGUCAACCACUUGUGCGCGUACGAAGAUCUAGUAUGAAAUUAUCCUUUGGGUAUCCGUUUUCUCAUCUCUGCGAAGUACGGUGCUCUGAGCCCACAGUGAACUCCUGAACAAAUAACGACACACGCAGCCUUUGGUGCUUAUCCCAAAAUCGACGAAGUACAAAGCCAACAGUCGAUGAUGUUUGCACCCAGCGCCGUUUGAAGUGUAUUUGCCAUCCAAGUAUAGCAAGCAAAAUGUGAACAUCUUGGGCAAGCAAUCCAAUCCCGGGAAAGUCCCCAUUCGAGUGGAGCAGCAGUUUCGAUCCGUAGAAAAAGGGUCAAUGCAAUACAAAUUGGAAAAUUUGUAUGUGUUGAUUUCAGUCGACGGACGUUCUAAUCCUAAAUCAACAACAAAUCAAAACAUGGCUAAAUGUGUAACUGUGAUGUGAAGUGAAGCGAACGAUUGGGUGCGCUUGGAAAAUCCUUGCAAAGAAGAAAGUGAAAAGCCGACGGAAAAGCCCUUCCCAAAAGUUGAGCAGGGUUAUUGUGCUCAUGAGAGUUGACGUGCUAACGAAAAGACACGUGGAAAAUCAAUGCAAAUAUUUAUCGAAGAGUGUUUCCGCUAAUCAAAUUUUUCGCUGGCGUUGCCAAUGAUAAAUGGUCGUGAAUUUAACCCUCUCCCAGUUCAAAUAUUUGAAUAGUGCUGUUUGUUACUAGCCUAAACCAAUUUAGGAUCAAUUUGUUCCAGCAGUGCUGUGUCUUUCGCUUUGAGAUAGUAGUCUUUGCCGAGAAUUGGCGUUCCGCUUCUGGAAACGAAAAUAAUUUCACGGAUUGUGCACAGUGCUUUGGGAAAUCCGAACGAAACUGAAAGCUAAAAGCUUCGAAGAACCUUAAAAUACGUCGCUCUGAAGCGAGUUGAACGGCAUACGCCAGAAGGAAAAUCCACCCAUGGAUUAGGCUCUAAACGGAAACUCCUCACUUCUAUCAAACCAACGUGCGGAAAGCAGUGUUGAACGUGUGUGCGUAUGAAAGCAGAAGUGAAAUCGGGCUCCCGGUGAAUAUUCAAUCGGCUCAGGCCGAAUGUAUGAAGUGUGUGCCACCUCCCUUCGAAAAAAAGAAAGAGGAAAUCCGAAUGUUAAGUGGUACACUACGGCAUUAGUCAAUCCAAGCGUGAAAACCUGCCACAAUCCGGCGAAGCUCCUAGAGUUUGUGUAUGUGAAAGUGCUAUUUUUCUCGAACGUCUGAAAAAUACAUAAAAUGUGAAACACCUCAGUGUGAGAAAUUCGAGGCAAACAGAAAAAUUCACCAUACAGAAAAAUCCUAAUGAAAACCGAAAGCAGCCAAGAGGAUUAAACGCCUGAACGGUUCAAGCUCUCCAUCUUUUGAUCCUCUCCGAAACAUCCUAGGCAAAACCAUCCCUACUUGUACGAGACUUUCAACGCCCUACCGUACCGUACAUAUGUGUACCACCAGCAAACCCCAGAUAAUAAUUACUUUGCAGAACCUUUCGGAAUAUACGGUGAAAAGAAACCCCUGCCACCCACAGUGAUAACAGAGCGUUGCGCUUUUAGUUCGGUGGCGGGCGGCAGCGCUUCGGAAACGUCAGAAGCAGCCUUCCCAUAGCGCGCGCAAAGUGCUUCAUCCGUCGUUGUGUCGUUAACUUUUCAUCCAAUUUCAUUGGGACUAAAGAAGAAAGGUAUCGCCUGCCUGCCUGCCUAGCAGUUCGCGGGGCAGCGGGGAAGAGUGUUCGUUCAUGUGCCAGCCAGUGAAAAAGGAACCAAGUAUAUGUUUUGAAUUUCUAUGCAGAGGAAAAUAACUGCACCACCAUCAUCGUCGUCCGCAGCAGCAUCGACUAGAUCAAAGAAAACGCUGAAAAAAGCGCCAGUCCGGGGAAUCCAGCAGAUGGAGUCAAAGAAACAUAUGUGGCUAUGGAGUUUCAACACAAUUGAUUAAGAUCGGCGGCAAAGGCCAUCGUUUCUUCGGUGAACAAUGAACGGGCUGGACUUGCAACAACGCUUCAGCUCGACUAACUGGCACUGCUGCAGCGCAGUGGCGAGCUCUGCCAAAGAGUGAUAAAAAUCUAUUGAAUAUUCAGUCAAGUGAGAAAUGCCUUACCACAUUGCUUCCUUCAUUGGCAUUGUCCUGCAAACGAGUGCAAACGACGACGACGACAACGACAACGCGGUGCAAGGACGACCGAGAUCAAACUGAAAAUUGUUGGAAAGUGAACAGUUUCAAGGGUGAAAACACACCGAACAGAGGCCGGGAUCACACAGAAGAAAAAAAAAAGAAUUGCCACUAGUGAAAAGUGAAGAACACUCCACGAAGGGUGGUGUGGGAGGAAAAUCAUUGGCAAUUUUCUAGCUAAACAGAAGAAGAUCGGGAGGAAAAUGACAAUGUCAACAAUUGUUCACUGCUGCACCCCUCCAUCGGUGGCCCCAUCGAUUGCAUCAGUUUUAGAAACUUCAAAAAACUUAUCUUAAUUUGAAAGUGAUUUUCUUCUCUUACAUAAUUCAUUGGCGUCUCCCACCAAGAAAAUAGAGACCUGGGGUGGUGAGGAAAAACGAUUACGCUUCUGCCACACCGCAGCGGAAGUUGAUGGUGGAAUAGUGUGCUUCAGCAACUUAGUUCUGGAAGCGUGAUACGGUGCUACACCCGUACCAAGUGGGGAGGGAAAACAACUUCGGAUCGUCCCAGUUGAAAAGAGAAAAAAACUUUCCUGCCACCAAGCCGCCUUCCAUUAAGCUUCAAGCUUCAACUUUAGCGACCUGUAUACUUCUGACAGCUUGUACAUAGUAGAACGUCCUUUUUGCACACUAGUUUGUAUGUGUAAAUAGGCAUUUUUUUAGUUCGAAAUAACAGUAUGCUUCUGGGAAAUCCCCACCGUUAGACUGCAGCAUCCUGAUAAACACAACGCUAAGAUUGAGCACAUAUAUGCCUUUCUGUUCUCCAUGACCCUCUGCACCUUCCGCAAUUUUGCUGGUCAUCGCAACUUUUUUUUCCGUAACGAAUGAACAAACUAGUGCAGAAGACAGACCAGCAGUUUAGUGUAGUUAUUUCUAAGCAGAGUAGCAACAAUAUUAUUUUACAUCGGUUACAUAUUUUCUCUCGACUGCUCGUCCCAGCACCAUCACGGAGUGAGGACUGAAUAAAAAAAAAGACUGAAGAUUCUGCCGGUUUUCAGAAUAGAAAAGCAUCUGAUGUCAAGCAGAGUUACGCGGCAAGUAUGUACGAAGUGAAACAGUGCAGAGUGUAAAAGUAUGCUCACGGGAAACCGGAAGCGAUAACGGUUGCCUGAACUACUCUUGUGAAGAGUUCUGAAAGAAAGCACACUCGAAAAAACAAGUUCAGCGAAGCAAGUGGGGUAAUACGCGCGCGGUGAGCAGCAGAAGAAAACGACACAUUGCGGAAAUUUGCGGUGCCAGCGCUACACAGCAACUAGACGGGAUGAGCACAUUCAAAAUGACAAUGACGAGGACGUACAUAAUCUGCAUACUAUGGAUGGCUGUUUUUCUCGACAUGAGCGAUACAGUAAACGGUUCGCAACGAGAGGCCUCCAAGCAGCAACCCCAGCAGCAGCAACAACAGCAAACCACCACGAAGGACACAGCUAGCCAAGUGAAUCUUCCUGGCAGCAGCGGCAGCAGUAGCAGUAGUAUCAGCAGCAGCAGCGGCAGCAGUAGUAGUAGCGGUAGCAGUAGCAGUCGAGCUAGCAACGUCGAAACCACUGACGCCACCCGGACCGGGCCUUACUUUGAUCUGUCGGCGUCGAAAAACGUAACCGCACUUCUGGGCAAAACAGCAUAUCUCAACUGCAGAGUGAAAAAUUUAGGCAACAAAACGAUGCUGCUGCAAGUGUCUUGGGUGCGGCACCGGGACAUUCAUCUGCUCACCGUCGGUCGCUACACGUACACCUCCGAUCAACGAUUUCGGGCGAUACAUCAUCCCCACACAGAAGACUGGAGCCUGCAGAUCAAGUAUCCGCAGCACCGAGAUUCCGGCAUCUACGAGUGCCAGAUCUCGACUACGCCACACAUGAGCCAUUUCGUGCAUCUGAACGUAAUAGAGCCAUCAACGGAAAUAAUAGGAGCACCGGAUCUAUACAUCGAAAGCGGAUCGACGAUAAAUUUGACGUGCGUUGUGAAAGACUCUCCCGAGCCACCGGCCUACAUUUUCUGGAAUCAUAACAACGUGAUCAUCAGCUACGACUCUCCCCGUGGAGGUGUUUCCGUCAUCACCGAGAAAGGUGACACGACCACAUCAUUCCUGCUAAUCCAGAGUGCCCGGCCCUCUGAUUCUGGACAGUAUACUUGCAAUCCGUCCAAUGCCAAAAGCAAAAGUGUCACCGUGCAUGUGCUGAAUGGUGUUUCCCAUUCUGUUUCUAGGGGAGUUCCCAGCAGCAAUGCAGCGCGCGGGCCAACCGCAUCAUCGCACGCCCCAGCAUCAUCAGCUUUUGGUGUUUCUGUCUGUUUUUAUAUCAUCGCUAGUGUGCUACAGGCUGGUCAUAGGACGCGGAGUGCUUGCCCCGACGUAGCCAGUUUUCUAGACACCUUCGCAACCCUAGUCUUUAGACCGUUUCUGUUACUAACGCACACAAUCUAUCGAAUACUGAUCAAUCAAAUUACGAAAUUCAAUCAUCGCCUAGGAUGCAACAUCGGUAGCAGCAUAAGAUCCCCACUGGUCCUGAUGGUGUUGACGCUGGUGGCGUCUUUCCAUCGAAUGGCGGACUUUUUUCUCCGAUCCCUGCUACUAACUACUUCUUCCCUGUCACAGCGAUGGCAGCACAGCCACUGUCGGAGGAUAUCGAGCCUAGGGUUGUUGGUCACAUCCGUCCUUCCGAGACGGACAAUGGACAUCAUUACUCGAAUAUUCCGGGUGGUGCUACUUAAACAUAACGGACACACAUUCGAGUUUGUGUUAAAUCACUUGUGGAAUCAAAGAUUCGCAGUUAGAUGAGAAAAUUUUAAUCUGUAGGUUAAUCAAUCAUGUAUGGUUAUUGUAAAUUCAACAUUAACAGAACAAAUAUAAUGCAAAAGAAACUUAUAAAUAAAAUAAAUAAAUGAAAUCUAGCCUAAGGUGAUCUGUUAUUCAUAAGCUUUAGGUAUCUAUAACUAGAAUCAAUGAAUGAGUUAAUGAAACAAAUCAAAUUCAUUUUCCAAAGGAAAGCAGCUAAGCGAAUGGUGGUAGGUAUAUUCUGAAAGAACGGAUACUGAUUUAAUUUUUAAAACCACGUUGAAUCGUUAUGGUGAAGAGUAUUGGUGAUUGAGUGAUAUUUUCAUAUUAAAAUUAUUACGAAGAAAAGCAAAACCCGAGAAAAUAUAAUGAACUAUGAGAAAUACCAUAAAACAAUAUAUGAUAAAUGAAUGUACAAAAUUAUGGACAGUAUAUAAAAGGAAAUAAACCUAAAACGUAAACCAAAUGGAUAACUGAAGUUGA